UAAAUCAAUAGUCAAUAAUCAAUUCCGUGUAAAAGUCUGGGACAUUAGGCUUUACUGUCUACUCUGGCUGACCGCCAACACAACCCUUUAUCCCUAUUGGUCCGGGAAAGGUUGCACAUUCUGUUCAAGGAUUUGAAAGUAGGGAAAUUGAGUCGCUGUAAACCUGUGGAAACUGGGCCUGUUGCUGACGUGGGAAAAGAAACGUGCACAUUUUGAGCUGCAUGGGAUUUUGCAAUAUUGGUAGAUUACGUAGGACGUUUCGGCAGAGGGAGUUUGAACCAGAAGAAAUGGACUAGUCUGACGAGUAGCCCUAGUCUGAUCGUUUUCCUUAACAAUUUUCCGUGGCGAUCAUGGGGCACAAGGACGAUUUCGGGCCUGCAACUCGCACCAGAAGACGUGCGACCAUUACCAAUGCAAAAAGUGAACUUUUUAAGCGCUCGAAUGGAGUUGGUGCACCCUUCACUCCCAGUACUGUCGCGAACAAAUCGAGACACAACCGACAAGAACCACCCGCAAAGGACUCGGUGGAUCAAGUGCGAAAAAACACUCUCUACGAUAACUUGAGUUGCCACAGAUUGCAAGAGUCGAUGCUCAGUUCUGCAAGUACUUUCAAAAAUUACAGAGGCAUUUUGAACUGGUGUGUUGUUAUGCUGGUCUUGAGCAAUGCACGGCUAUUUUUGGAAAACCUUCUCAGGUACGGCAUUCUUGUGGACCCCAUCCAAGUGGUGUCUUUGUUCCUGAAGGACCCCUAUAGUUGGCCCGCUGUAUGCCUGGUCAUAGUUUCAAAUAUUUUCAUACUUGUGGCUCUGUACACAGAGAGAAGAUUAGCCAUGGGAAGCCUUGGUGAGCAGCUCGGUCUGCUGAUUCACAUGAUCAACUUGUCCAUUAUCUUGUGUUUUCCUGUGGCCACAGUACUCACGCUGCCCUCUGUAACACCAGUGGGUGGUGCAUUUGCUCUGGGAGUCUACACCAUCCUGUUCCUGAAGCUCUACUCGUAUAAAGACGUGAACAGGUGGUGCCGCGAGGGCAUGCGGGCGAAGGCGCGCAGCCUGUCCAGAUCACUGUCAUGCCCGUCCUCUGCAUCCGCUGACGGAGGAGCACACGUGUCUUACCCCGGAAACCUCUCCAUCAAAGAUGUGUAUUAUUUUGCUUUUGCGCCAACGCUGUGCUACGAGCUGAACUUCCCGCGUUCUGCCUCCGUGCGCAUGGGCUUUUUGCUCAGGAGGCUGUUUGAGAUGCUUCUUCUCACUCAGCUACUGGUUGGCUUAACACAACAGUGGAUGGUGCCCAUCAUCCGAAGUUCAAUGAAGCCACUGCAGGAGAUGGAUUAUUCAAGGAUGAUGGAGCGACUUCUCAGACUCGCUGUACCUAACCACCUUAUCUGGCUGAUAUUCUUCUACUGCUUUUUCCACUCAUCUAUGAACUUUGUGGCAGAGAUCCUGAGAUUCGGAGAUAGAGAAUUUUACAGGGACUGGUGGAACUCCGAGACUGUAACUUAUUUCUGGCAAAACUGGAACAUUCCUGUUCAUAAGUGGUGUCUCCGACACUUUUACAAGCCCCUGUUGAGAAAAGGGGCCAGCAAGUUAGUGAGCCAAGCGGCAGUGUUCUUUACCUCGGCCUUUUUUCAUGAGUAUCUUGUCAGUGUGCCUUUGAGGAUGUUCAGACUGUGGGCGUUCAUGGGUAUGAUGGCUCAGCUCCCAUUGGCAUGGAUCGUGAGUAGAUAUCUCAGGGGUAACUAUGGAAACGCUGCGGUGUGGCUUUCUCUCAUAAUAGGCCAGCCUAUCGCUGUUCUCAUGUACGUCCAUGACUACUAUGUCAUCAACCACCUGGAGGAAGCAGCUGACCAAGGGGCUCCCUAGCCUGCAGAGCCCGGAGUUACAGCCCUGAGCUGACAUCUUGAAGAAUCACAUCUUUUAGGACAAUUUUAAAAAACAAAACAAAUAGGAGAGGAGAUCUUCACUGGUGGGGAAUGAUAUCCAUUCCCUGUGGUUUCAAUUCAGUGGAUUUCAAUGUAUAAAAAGUCCUAAUCUUAAAAUGGUACUUUAUCGGGAUUACGUUGGAUUUAGUUACUAUAUAGAUGUACCGGAGCUUUAUUGGAUAAACUGACUUUUACAUUCUCAUGGAAUAGUAGUUAAAAUGCAAACAAUGUGUUUUUUAAAGAAUGUGUUCAAAGGUAAUUGAUGUGAUAUCAAAUACUUUUGCAAUGGAACAGGCAAAAAUCUCACAAAUACUGCCACUGCUGAGAUUCUUUUGAUUUAUUUUACAUGAAAAGAAACUUUUUGAGGAUGUUAAUUUUUCAUGGACUUGAAUACUGUUGUUUGUUUACCAGUAUACUUUGCCCCACUAUGAGGUAUUUGAUGAAAAUUCACAUGUGUAAUUGUGUGAAUUCAUCGAAGUCAGGGACUGCCCUCUACUGGUGUCUCAUGAGACGCUUCAAGCCUCUGUAUGAAUGAAACUGGCCAUAUGAUUAUUCCUUUAUGUGGGGACAUUCAUCAAACAUAAUUAUAUUCCAUAGAAUACCGGACAUGCUGUAAUCUCCCACUGUGUUAUUUUCUGCAGAUUUAGUCCUUUUAGAGUCAUUUGUUUUCGAGAUGAUGAGGGUGCCAGAUUCCCCCCCCCCCCAUCUCACCCCCCAAUCAGUGCAAGUUUGUGAUAAAUGGUUUUAGAGAUAAGUGCUAUAAUAGCUGCUGGUUGUUCUCGGCGAGCUUCCUAUCACCAACGACGUGAUGCAGGCCGGCUCUGAGUCUCUGCAGUAUCUUAAGGGCUGAUUGGACGCUACAGCGAGAAGCUCUGUUUAGAAUACACUGCCAUAACCAGAAGGAUCUGGAAGAAAGAUUACAGUGCGAGGAAUGAUGCAGCGAUGCGGUUUAUCUAGGGAACCAGCAGGACUAUGCGCUACCUCACGUUUAGUGAAUGGCAUAAGCUUUUCUAACUUAAGGCACUGCCCGUUAACCACUGCAGUGAGAAUGUGGAUGGUGUUUGUGUGUUGUGAUGUGUUAACAGUGAAGCAGGAUGUAAAACACUGUCGUGACGUUAUCUCUUUCUCAAAUAUAAAAGCAGAUAUCUGAACUGUUCAAGGUGAGAAUUACAGUGGUUGUGUAAAGAAAAAUACCGUUCUAAAAGUGAUUUGUCACGAAAUAAAGAUAAAAAAUAAAAAUAAAGA
Electrophorus electricus (electric eel) is the source of this 3163-nucleotide messenger RNA. RefSeq names its product diacylglycerol O-acyltransferase 1b (gene dgat1b). Gene Ontology annotation, molecular function: diacylglycerol O-acyltransferase activity. NCBI's taxonomy places the organism in Eukaryota, Metazoa, Chordata, Actinopteri, Gymnotiformes, Gymnotidae. Gene Ontology annotation, biological process: triglyceride biosynthetic process. The record is from RefSeq and is a predicted model, not a curated record. Gene Ontology annotation, cellular component: endoplasmic reticulum membrane.